Rubroshorea leprosula is the source of this 640-nucleotide messenger RNA. Lineage: Eukaryota; Viridiplantae; Streptophyta; Magnoliopsida; Malvales; Dipterocarpaceae. The record is from the annotation of a GenBank genome assembly.
UUGCCAUUCUAGUUCUUAAAUUCUCUCUCUCUUGUUCUCUUAUAUCAAAGAAUCUAUCCAAUCCAACACAAUGGCGGCCAUCUUUGAGCAUAGAAAGAUUGAGAGCAAUGACCUUGGAAAUGAUGAACUGAAGUUUCCAGUUGAUGCUAUCUUGACAAAUCUUUCACCUGAAGAUCACAGCAAUUUAUCAAGCGGCAAGAGCCCGGAGUUGGUGGUUAAAGACGAUCAGGGGGGUACUCACAGGCUUACCAUCAAAAAUCAGAGCGGCAAGAUAUGUUUCACUUAUGGUUGGAAGAAGUUCAUAAACGAGAAAGCCAUAAAAAAAAAUGAUGAGAUCAGCCUUUACAGAGAAGAUAACCACUUCGACCCUGGCGCUCAGUGUACGUACAGGAUUGAAGUGAAGAAGGCUAAAAGGGAUCGUUAGUUGGAUUUUAUAUAUCCUUAAUUCACUUAUCUCAAAUAAAACGAAAGUGAUUGUCAGUUAAGCCCAUGAUUUAGUUUGUGAUAUUUUGUUAUCCUUUAGUUUGUGUUCUGUUCAGUCUGUUGUCUAGACUCUAGGGUGAUGUUUUUCUGCAGCUAUAUUAUCAUGUGAAUUAUUACCGUGUUUGUAUGGUUGCAUCAUUAAAACAAGGAAAGACAG